CCCCCCUGUCUACACAGACUGACCUCAUACCGCCCGCCCGCCGCCCCCCCGCAACUGUCCUUCUUUGCACAUAUCUGUGUAUCGGUUGUGGUCAUUGCUGCGCUAUCUUAGGCUGUCACCUCUAAUCUGCUCAAAGCUGAUACCUGCGUGCCUCCUCCACUCGCUCUACCUCUCUCUCUCUCUUUCUCUCGCGCGCGUGCUCGCUCGCACCCGCAUUCUCGGCUGCUGCCGUUAUCGCCAUCACUAUCUGUCGUCGCCGCACCCACCUUGCACCAUCGCUUUCUCUCGCUCUUGCUCUCGCUCCCCUUCGACUCGACUGGUCCCGCUCCUGCUCUGAUCGACACUGUCCAUCAAUUGCUGCCACUCCGCACUCGUACCAUCUCUGGUGGUUUCUCCCUUUGUGAGGCGGACACUCCAACUGUCGUCAUUACGCACCGCUGAUUACACUGCGAUCGUGAUCACGUUCAUACUCUCGCGCCAACAUGGGAAACUCACACUCGGACGCGCUGUCUCGGGCGGCCGAAACGCUGCAUCUGGAUCUCGCGGCGCUCAAUCUGGAAACGCUGCCGCGCAAGGCGGUGCGCAAGUCUAAUCUGACCGCAAGCCUGACGUCGGCAAACGUGGCGCGGAACAGGCUGGGCGUCUUUCCGUGGGAGCUUGUGGCGGCCGCCUCGUCGCUCGUCUCGCUGGAUCUACAGCACAACGAUGUAGCCAUGGUCCUCCCACCGCCCGCCGACUUUGCCGCCCAUACCGCGCUCACUCACCUUAACCUAACCCGCAACAAGCUGGCCGCUGUCGGGGUUGGCACGCUCGAGAUUGUCUUUCCGGCGCUCGUCGAGCUGCUCAUGGGCUCGAACAGGCUGACUCAGGUCGGCUUUCUGCAGACCCGCUCGUCAAGCUCGCUCUCGACCUCGUGGUCGCACACCCUCAAAAUCCUUGACCUCUCGCACAACAGCAUUCGCGCUUUGCCCGACCUGGCGCAGCCGCUGCCGGAGCUCCAGGUCCUCAACCUCGGGCACAACCACCUCGAGGUACUGCCCGGUGGAUGGAUUGGGACCAUGCGCUCGCUGCACACGCUCCGCCUUGAAGCCAACGAGAUUGUUGCCGUCCCCGAUGACCUGGAGGCUGUCGGCGGCUCGCUCGCUGUCCUGGUUCUCUCGCGGAACCGCCUCACCGAGUUUGACGUUGACCUCGGUGUGUUUGCCACCCUCCUCGAGCUCCGGCUCGACCUCAACUUUCUGGAUCAGCCGCCGCGCACGCUGGGUGCCGCGCCGCUGCUCACCGUCGUCACACUUGCCGGCAACCCGCUCAAGGGUGGCGUAGCUUCGCUUGCCAAAGAGGAUCCCACCGACGGUCGGUCGAGGACGCCGCGCAAGCACCGCCCGUCGGACUCGCCUCCCACAAACGGCCCACACGCCUCGUCCGGGAGCUCGCCGUUUGCCCACUCGGCCUCGGCCCGCAACCUCUCGCUCUCGACCACGUCAUCGGCGCUGCAGGGCUUGACUCCAACCGCGGCAUCGCCCAACGAAGUCGACUUUGCGCCUGCAGGCUCAUCCAAACACGGGUCGCGCAACCCAGGCACGGCCUCCUCCGGCCGUCAGCGCGCGUCGUCAAUCUCGGCCCGCACCGGCGGCUUUACCGACGAGCCAGACUCGCCACCCAUUGCCGCCACCUCACACACCACCACCAAGUCGGCGUACACAUACACCGGCCUCUCGCGGAAGACUUCGAUGCCCAACCUCAACGCGGCUGGCAAGGUUGCUCGCUCCAGCCACCCCAACCGCCGCCCGCGCCGCCGUCGGCGCCGCGCCAACAAGGCCCUGCCGUUUACCCAGCUUUCAAUGGCACGCUGCGGCCUCGAGCGGCUGGAGCUCUCAGGCCUGCCGCGCCUCUCGCACUGGGCCGCGCUCCGCGUUCUUGACCUCACCCGUAACGCGCUCACCACCCUCCCGUCACAGCUCCACCACCUGCACACGCUCGAGUACCUCAACGUCUCACACAACGCACUCACCGCCUUGCCGGCCUGCCUCGGCUCGCUCCCGUCGCUCACCGCAGUCAUCGCUUCGUUCAACAACCUCAACGACGCCGGCCUCCCGAUCGAGCUCUUCUGCUCGGACACGCUCGAGCGGCUUUCACUCGACUACAAUCGUCUGACGGCGCUCCCGGACGCACCGGCCAGCGCUCACGACCUGCCGGAGCUGCCAAACCUUAUUACGCUCGCUAUCUCGGGCAAUGCGCUCACGACGCUGCCAGCCUGGGCCGCCGGCGGCCUGCCGGAGCUCAAGGUCUUCCGGGCUUCGUCUAAUUCGCUUGAUGCCAUUCCGCGGCCGCUCUACGACUGCCUUUCCCUCGAAGUGCUUGAGCUCUCCAACAAUGCCAUCACCAAGAUUGACGGCUCACUCACCCGCCUCCACAUGCUCCGCGAGCUCAACUUGUCCGGGAACCCGCUGAGGAUUCUGCCGGACGCGCUGGCAGAGAUCAAGCGCGUGCAACAUGUUGCAGCCCGAUUCUGUCCGCACCUCUCAGUCAUCCACCCACGAGUCGCGACCAUGCUCCGUGGCUCCACCGUCUCACUCUGCGUUGACGGAUGCCCGCGGCUGGAGCUCUCGCGGCGAAUGUCGGUCGGUGAGCUCCCGGCAUGGCGGGCGGCGUUCCUCUCACACUCGCACGCUGUUGUGCUUCCUCCACCUGAAGACGGCUCACCGUCGGCCCGCGGUGUUUGCUCUGACGUGGGCAUCGCUGACAUGGUCGGCGAUCGACCGUACAUGGAAGAUGUGUGCCACAUCGAGCUGCUCGAGGUUCCCGAGCGCGGGAGCGUGUACUCGUACCUCGGCGUGUUUGAUGGCCACGGUGGCCGGCUGACGGCGGUCUGGCUCGGCUCAAACUUUCAUCGCAUCCUUGCGGCGCGCCUUCGCGAGGCUGCGGUGUCUGAGGAAGAGGCAAUGCGCCUUGCGUUUGGCGACGCUGUCGAGGCGCUUUCGGACAUGCGCGACGGCGCUGCCGCGGUAGUUGCUCUCUGGGCCUCGGACCGCAUCAUUCUUGGCAACGUCGGCGACUCGCGCGCCGUUGCUGUCCUCUCUGACGACACGCCCGACUACGCCGCGUCGUCGUUCAAGGAGUCGUACGGGACGCUGGACAAGUUCCACCGCCCGACCCACGCUUCACGAAUGGUCCGCGACCCGCGGGUUGUCCGACUCAGCAUCGACCACAACGUCGGCAAGCUGCCGUACGACGAGUACGAUCGUAUCAGGGCCGCCGGCGGCUUUGUCACACCCGACGGCUACGUCAACGACUCAAUCAACCUCGCGCGGUCGCUCGGCGACUCGCUCAACGUAUCCACUAUUUGCACCGAGCCGCACGUCGUCUCGGUUCCCUCGCUGCACGUCGAGGCUCUCAUCAUGGGCUCGGACGGAGUGUGGGACGUCAUCGACGACGUUUCGGCGGCGGCAGUUGUCCGCGCGCCGUCAGCCGCGCUCAAGUCGGCACUCGAGCUUGCGCUUGAGCUCCGUGACAAGGCUUACCGCGCCAACUCGACUGACAACAUCACCGCACUUGUUGCGCUUUCGCGGCCGCUUGUUCUCGAGAGCGACGAGUCGUGCAGCGAGUCGGGUGAGCUGGAUGAGCUGGCGGCAGCGGCGGCGGCCGAGAGCGAUGUCGCCAGGUCGCCGACGGCGCCGCUCGCCAUCCCGCCGCGGCGUCGGAUGCGGCGGCGGCGGCGUCCGCGGCCAGACGAGAGCCACUCCGACGACGACGAGAGCUCGAGCCGGAGCACCGAGGGCAUGAUGACCCCGCGCUCGCUCCGGGUUCCGCGGCCCGACCCGACGCUCUCGCCGAUGACGCCGUCUUCGCCGCUCCCAGCGCACAUCCGCACUGCGCUCGCCGACCUCGACACGACCAUCACCUCGGGCCACUUUACCUCGGACUUUCACACCGACACAACCGAGACGACAGACGACGACUGGUCCAGCAGCUGAGGCUGGCAGCUUGCAGCUAGAAGGCACCGCUGACGGCGAGGGCGCGGGCGCGUUCGCGGGCGCGAACUUGUGCCCGCACGUAGGCAAUGCGGUGGUAGGUCGAGGCCAUUUCGCGGAUCGACUUGGCCUCGAGCGGCGUCUCGGUGUACAUGAUGUGGUCCUCCCAGUGCGAUGGGGCGGCGCCAAGGAGCGGGUCGACCUCGCCGUCCUUGACAAGCACCGUGAGGGUGACGGCGGCCGGCGUGACAUCGAUGCGGAGGUCGCGGUAGGAGAAGACGUGCAGCUUCUUAAAGUGAGUUGCGGUGAAGACGA
This is a messenger RNA of Thecamonas trahens ATCC 50062, 4286 nucleotides long. Its product is annotated as leucine-rich repeat containing protein. The transcript has a single exon. Lineage: Eukaryota; Apusomonadida; Apusomonadidae. The record is from RefSeq and is a predicted model, not a curated record. The coding region runs from base 483 to 3974 and encodes 1163 amino acids. Gene Ontology annotation, molecular function: protein binding; cation binding.